UCGCGCAAGUCGGCCGGUCUCCAAUGGGUCUGGGAAGCUUCAACAGCUUUGCUGAAGCUGGAGGAGCUGUGGUGCUGGCUCCAUGCCGACCUUUGCUACAUCAUGAGCGGUUAGCGAUUGGCGAAGACGAUGCUGAAGCACAAGCAUGGUGGAGGCAGUGCAACUCCACUUGGGAGCCGACGUCAACCUCAUCCUACCGAAGAGGGCGCUACUCCUCGUUCAAUGGCCAGGUCUAUGGGCAAGGGUACGGCGGACAGCCGGACGGACAGCUGUACGGGCAGGGUGGUGCUGACGACUAUGAUGCAGAUGCUGAUGAUGACCCUGCUGCAGAGGAAGCUCGAGCAGAGAAGGAGGAGGUGCUCAACGAAACCAUGGGCAAAGCAAAGCAGGUGCUAGAUGUGCUGAAGCGGGUUGAUGCAGAGACUGACUCCUCGAAAGCUCAACUGGUGGAGAUUGGUGCCAAAGCAAUUGACUUCAAAGCCAGAUUCCGCUUCCGCAAUGCAGCACUGGCUGCAAGCACUGCACACGAGAUCACUGCCCACCCUGGCAAAGUCAAUGGGCUGCUGGAGAAACUCUCCAAGGAUUCCCAACAGUUGGAAGAGCUGAUGACUCUAAGCAAAGUCGGGCAGCCGUUCCGAUUACGCUCCCACCUGAUAAGACUUGCAGGAGAUGCUGAACGCGCAAGCCAACUUAUGGACGUGAAAAUCGAUAAAUUGAAGGAAGCUUUGAGGAUCAUGAAGCAUGCCGGUGGAGAAUACGUGGAUCUUGGCGAAGGCGGCGAAGGCGAUGAAGGGGUCGAAGGCGAAGGCGGCGAAGGCGAUGCCGAGUCGACCCCUGUCCUACCAGUCCAAGAGAAUGCUGCAAAUGUGGAGAUGACUGCUCAAGGUGGACAAGAACAACUUGGCAUGACUGGCGGUCUUCAACCGGGGGUUCCAAGUGGCAUGCCCUACGGCCCAAGUCCAGAUCAGGUGGCCCAAGGGGCACAGGAAAUGGCCAUGGAAGAGAAAAUGGAAUCAGCACAGGCUGCAGCUAUGUCUGGGGUGACUGCCUCCGAGGAUGCAGAGGCCACUGCAGAAGAGAUGGAGUCGGAAGUGCAAAAUAAGACUUGGUCCAUUGACGAACUCCCGCAGCCGCUGUCCAGCGAUGUGGAACCGCAGGAGCCCGCGCCUGCUGGAGAGCCUCCAUUGCCAGUUGUGGAGACAUCCAGUGGCUGUACCUGUGACCCCACCGCAAAGUGUGCUUUACAGGGCCAGCCCUUCACAUGGUGCCGUGUUGGGACUUCAGAGGAGCCUAGCUGUGGCGAAUUGGAGGCUGCAUCCGACCCCACUGGCCGGGAUCAUGCCCUUGGUGUGCAGGGACGGAUGUGGGACUACUGUGUUCCACACCAAAUGGAACAACCAGACACCCAGGAGGGAGUGGAGGAGUUGACAUCACAUCUUGGCUGCGAAUGUGCACCACGAAUGGACGUCCUACAGAAGUAUAUGAACGAUCCGCUCUUCCACAAUAUGGAGACCGGCGAAAUCGAUAUCCAAAAGGUUCCUUUUAAAGACAGGAUCACAAUUGAAGCGAUGCAGAAGUAUCUCCAGGAUGGUGGCGACCUGUGCCAACAGACGCCCAGCAGUGGUCAGUUUCUUGCUUGUCCCGCAGCCAAAGAUUGCGCGGGGAGCAAUGUGGCAGGUCCAGGUGGAGCCUUGCCCAGUGGCUGGUUCUCUGGUGUCAGUGGCAAGAGCUGGGACUUCUGUGCUCCAGUGCCAGAACCGCCGGCUGAACCACCAACCGAGCAGGCGCCACAGGACAUGAAUGGACACUAUGGUGCCAACGGUGUGUACAAUCAGAACUAUGGUGCGUAUGGCAUGAACGGCAUGAACAUGCAAUACCAGAUGGUACCUGAAGGAUUGUCGUUCAUAUUCCAAUUUCCCUCGUAUCCAUCGUUUUCGUCCAAGCGAAGUUGGCGGAAAGACUUCCUCUGACAUGUGGUGGUUCUUUCACUGGACACUGAUGCCAUGGCGAACUGACGGCCGAUGUUCUGCAAAGACCAAAA
Messenger RNA from Cladocopium goreaui, 2041 nucleotides. The record is from the annotation of a GenBank genome assembly. Lineage: Eukaryota; Dinophyceae; Suessiales; Symbiodiniaceae.